UAGCAGCAUUAGCGUUCAGUAGAUAUGUUUGGUUAUUAGUUAGAAGGCAGCACGGCCGAGUAUCCGUCGCCCGCUGUGUGUGAAGGUCCAGUGGUGCAGGCAGUGAGUGGGGAGCAGCUGGCCGGCAUGUCUGCGUUCUCUGAGGCGGCCCUGGAGAAAAAGCUGUCGGAGCUGAGUAACUCCCAGCAGAGUGUGCAGACCCUGUCUCUGUGGCUGAUUCACCAUAGAAAGCACUCCAGGGUUAUUGUCGCCGUGUGGGAUAGGGAGCUGCGGAAAGCAAAGCCUAGUAGAAAGUUGACAUUUCUGUACCUGGCGAAUGAUGUGAUUCAAAACAGCAAGAGAAAAGGGCCAGAAUUUACAAAAGAUUUUGCACCUGUUAUUGCGGAAGCAUUUAAACAUGUUGCAAGUGAAACAGAUGAGAGCUGUAAGAAGCAUUUGGCUAGGGUCCUCUCUAUAUGGGAAGAGAGGGCUGUGUAUGAAAACGAUGUACUGGAUCAUCUGAAGACCGCUUUAUAUGGUGAGAAAAAAAACAAAAAGCGACCAUAUGAAGAAAUAAAAGUAGACAAAGAUGAUGACGAUGAUGAUGACGAUGAUGAUAAUGCUUCUUUAAAAAGUUCUCCUGAAGAUCCACCUCAGACUACAGAUCUUAUACGGGCAUUGCAGGAACUGGAAAAUGCAGCUUCAGGAGAUGCAGCUGUGCAUCAGAGGAUAGGCUCAUUGCCAAUAGAAGUACAAGAUGUGUCACUUCUGAACAAGAUUACUGAUAAAGCUUCUGGAGAUCAGCUUUCAAAGAUGGUGGAUGAUGCUUGCAUGCUUCUUGCAGAUUAUAGUGGCAGACUAGCAGCAGAAAUAGAUGACCGUAAACAGUUGACCAAAAUGCUGUCGGAUUUCCUGCAAUGUCAGAAGGAGGUCCUCGAUGAGAAGGAACACCAACUAGAAGAGUACAAGCGCAAAUUGGCAGGAGUAUCCCAGGUCCGGAAAGAGCUGAGGUUGCGAAUCCAAAAUCUGCCAGAUCUGUCACGUCUUCCAAACGUUACAGGAAGUCGAGUCCGUUUGCCGUAUGCAAGUGACAUCUACAAUGAUGAUUAACUGGAAGUUGUGAUAGCCCCAAUUGUCUCAUUUAGCUAUGGGAAAUCUAUUAGUAUUAUUUUGUAUAUUGUUCAAAUUGGAUUGACUAUAUAUAUAUUGUUUAAAUUGGUUUGACUCUGAAUAAAUUAACUGUUGUGUAAAACAUUGAUAUUAUGUGGAUAGUAAGCAGCACAUAUUUAACAAAAACAUACUGAUGGGCCUUGUAUAUUACUUGUCUUACUUACUGUUCAAUGUAAAUUAUUAAACUAUUUUGUGACAUAUACA
Molecule: messenger RNA, 1353 nt
Organism: Rana temporaria (common frog)
Lineage: Eukaryota; Metazoa; Chordata; Amphibia; Anura; Ranidae
Gene: RPRD1A
Product: regulation of nuclear pre-mRNA domain containing 1A
Exons: 7
Coding region: 127-1089 (320 amino acids)
Biological process (GO): mRNA 3'-end processing
Cellular component (GO): RNA polymerase II, holoenzyme
Molecular function (GO): RNA polymerase II C-terminal domain binding
Source: RefSeq, a predicted model, not a curated record